Messenger RNA from Notolabrus celidotus (New Zealand spotty), 2359 nucleotides. RefSeq names its product RD3 domain-containing protein. The transcript is spliced from 3 exons. NCBI's taxonomy places the organism in Eukaryota, Metazoa, Chordata, Actinopteri, Labriformes, Labridae. The coding region runs from base 754 to 1434 and encodes 226 amino acids. The record is from RefSeq and is a predicted model, not a curated record.
ACCCAGAAACUUCCCUGCUAUUGGGACAAACAGAGAGUGUAUAAGUGUGGGAGAGAGCGAUUAUAGUUAUGUAAUCUAAAUGUAAUGUUUGCCAUGACAGUCUGUAAUAACUGAUGUCCCUGCAGGAUUAGAGUCUGCAAACUGGGAGACCAUUUUCAGACAAACACUACGUUAUUUUUAAAAAUACCCGGUAUUAAAAAUCCAGUAGGUGUUCUGGACAAAAUGUCAUAUUUACAUAGGGACAUCACGGUCAGACGCUGUGGAAGUGGCUUUAAGAGAGAUAGUGCCGAGCCUGAUUGUGACACUGAGCUUAAACAACUUUUACAGAUUUACCUGUGGCAUCAAAACAAAUAAAACAGGAACAAACGUUCAGGAUAAAUAUGAUUUGUAGCUUCAUUAGCCAUCUACACACGAUACCGUUAUGUAAACACCUUACCUGAACUCUGUAACAAACACACUCCUGCACAGGUGUGGGGUAAGCCCUCCUCGUCACUUGCUCUUUAUUAAUACAGGAUUACAUUUAUUCUCAAUCCCAAACUCACACACACACACACACACACACUCCGCUCUUCACAAAGGUACAGUGCUUGUCUGCCAGGGACCGUCACAGGUAGCAGGCAGUCAGGUAGCUGGAGUUGGAGGAGUUUUGUCCUUCAUGGAGGCCUGCUGUUCAUCUGGCUGCUAACAGAGGCUUCACUCAGUAACAGGUGGAUUUCUGUCAAAAAGAAGCUCUGAGAUCACAGUUUCUUAAAGAUGUUUCCUUGGUCUGCUGUCUUCUCUCUUGAGCCCAAAGUCCCGGGUCAGCGCAGCAGUGAAGAAUUAGUUACCAAUACUCUAAUGUUGGAGUUGGGGGCCAUGGUGAAACGCACUGAACGCAUCCGUCUGGAGAGGGCCACUGAGGGCAGGCGUCGCCGUCGCAGCUCCUCCUCCACAGCGGAUUACAGCUGGCUGGCUAACACCCCAACCCAACAGCCCUAUCAGCUGACACCCAAUGACCUGCUAGAACUGCAGGACCUCUGUUCCAAGAUCCCUCCUGCACAGUGUGGCCCUGUGAUUGUCAGGUUCAGGAGAUUGGUGUCGCAGAUGGAAUCUGAGGUCCACGAGGUGCCUCGGCUGUUUCGUUCAGUUUUACGUGAGUGUGUGGAUGAGGUGAACGGAAACGAUGACCUGCAGAUGCAGGACGACAUUUAUGAAAAGCAGCAACGCAGCAAGAGCCUUUCUUUCAUUACUUUCCGCACCAAGUUCCGCACAGGGCAGUUCUUCAAGGGCAGCGGUAUUCAAGGCUCCAGGGGGAACCUGCAGCAGGAGGUGGAUUGGAUAGAUGAUGAGGAGGAUGGAGAAGGGGAAGAGGAAGCCAUCAAGGCCAGGGCAAGGAGGGGACGGAGUAAGAGUAUGCCAGAGAUCAGUCCUGUGGAGCAGAGUGCCCAGGGGUGAGAGACACAAGGGCAAAGGAGUGAGGGGGACAACACAGAGGGGAUAGAAUAAGGAUGGAGUGAGUGGAAGGAGGGCAGGUAGUAAAACAUCAAUCAAAAUGGGAAAGAACAACAUUUUAAAAAUAAUUAUUUGGAUAUUCUCUUUUUAUGGUGAGAAGAAAACUCUAGAGAGCUGGCUUGGAGUGAUUUCUUGACUCUCUAGAAACCCAUUAUAUAGUUUAUGAACCGAGUCGUUAGUCAGCCAUGCUAGCACCAUUGUUUUGGUUUAAGAUGCAUUGAAACCCAUUCGAUGUGCUGAUGAGUUAUCAGACAAGUCAUAAAAAUAGAAGCUCUUGGAGGCAUGAAUAUCUGAACACUUGAUGAUUCCAUCUAGUAGGUUUUCAAACCUUUUGUUCUGAAGGAAAGUGGUGGACCACCAAACCAACCAACCAGCUUCACUCUCCAUUCAGCUGGUCUGCUUGCUAAAAUACUCUACAAGGACUUUCUGUAGAACAGUUCCUGAUGACAUCUUAUAAAUUGUCCCUUUAAAAGGCACGUUGUAUGACAGACGAGACAACUGUGCUUUGCAUAAGAUGGGGAGGUUAAGCUAAAUCUGUGUAUAUAAAAGCUUAGACUUCAGAUCAUAUAGCUUUAAUCUACCCAAUAAGUAAAUCACAUGAACUCCUAUUUUCUACAGGGAAAAUGAUGAGCAGAGAGGAACAUGUAAAAUCUUCCAUUUGUUGGCACAAAGUUGUCUUUGUUUUGAUUGUAUUAGUAUUAAGUUGUGGUUGUGAACCAGCUGAGAUGUAAUGUAUGCUUGUAUUGUGGCCAACUGAUGUCUGUUAAGUGUAUAUUUCUCAAGCAUAAUGUCCGGUGAAGCUUUUCUACAAAAAUUGAUCUUUAUCAGUUAAUUUGGCUUAAAUCUGAAAUAAAUGAAUAUCAUCUUU